This is a messenger RNA of Homarus americanus (American lobster), 4724 nucleotides long. RefSeq names its product E3 ubiquitin-protein ligase RNF216-like. The record is from RefSeq and is a predicted model, not a curated record. Gene Ontology annotation, molecular function: zinc ion binding. The transcript has 12 exons. NCBI's taxonomy places the organism in Eukaryota, Metazoa, Arthropoda, Malacostraca, Decapoda, Nephropidae. The coding region runs from base 143 to 4708 and encodes 1521 amino acids.
GCCUUGUGGCCACGAGCGUCCUGCACCACCAAGGGAAACAUAGAAUGGCAGGCGGAUGGAAGAGUGGUUUAAGUGUACAAGGAAAAUCUCGUCCAACCAAUGAUAAAGGCCCUAUGGUUGAAUUAGAACAUCAGUUUGAUGCAUGAAGAUGGAACCCCUGGCAGAAGCCUUUUUAGUAGUUGAAGGAGUUGUUGCACACAUUUGUGAAAAGUUGGGCUCUGAUGCACGGGAACAUAUGAACCCUGAUCAACUGUUUGUUAGGGCAGAAUAUCACAUAAAAAAUGGUUUAAAUGUUGAUGAUGCCAUAAAAAUGUUGGUGACAAGUGUGAUAUGGGAAGUUAAAGAUAAAUUUGACAAAAAGUUAAGGGAUGUGAAGAAAAUUAGGGAUGAAUUAGAAAGAGCCACGGCUGAAGUAAUUAUAGGGCAAAUCAGGGGUGAGUUGGAGAGAGCUUCUGAACAUUUGGUUAAAGAUGUUGACCUUAAUAUUAAUGUAAGAUUGGGUUCUGAAGGCAGCAGUUCUCAAUCUUUCUCCACCUCAGACGGUGCAUCUGGAGAAAAUAAAGUAAAACUUGGAAUGGCAUUCAGUGACUCCAGUGAUUCUGCUUCUUCUUCUAGUGUGGAUGACCCUCCAUUACCCCUUGAAUCUCCAGGUAGUGAUACCACAGUGAAUGAUGAGGAUAGUGAGAUCCGUGUAUUGACUCCAGAACCACGAAAACCUGCUCCACUAAUAGAGCUUACAGAUGAUAGCUCAAAUGGCAGUACAUCAUCGAAGAGCAGUAUUUGUAUUGUUGAAGAAUGUGAAAAGACUAAAGAUAAACCAAUAAGCAAUCUUGAGGAGGAAAUUGACCUAGAAGAUGCGGAGAAAAUUGGUUUUACAAACAAAACUCUUGCAGAUAUUCUCAAAGAGGAGAGAAUUUUGGCAAAUGGUACUAAUGGUGAACAAAGUGAACAAGAAGUAAAAAUGCAUGAAGUUUGUGAUCUAAAUAAAGGUGCUUCAAAACAUUUGGAACCAAUGAAAGCAGAAGUACCGGAAAAUGAUUGUGUGUUCAAUGAUAUAGAUCAAACCAACAGUGAAGAGCAAAGAUAUCAGUUACACAUUGAGGAAAGGAAACAAUCACCAGAGCACGAAGGCCCUGGGUCACCAUCCUCAGCCACUCUGAAUGAAUUAAAAGCAAGCAGUUAUGUUGAUGAAAACAGAAAUAAGAAAACAAAUAUCAAUGGCCUAGCCAACUUCUUAACAGAUAAUAGAGCAGACCAUAGUCACUCUACAGAUGUGUUGUGGAAAGAUGCUCAGUAUGUAUGUUCUCUUCUUCCGUAUUUUCAACUAGCAGAUGUUCACCAAAGCAUGGUUGACAACUACUUCCAUCCUGACCGCAAGGCGUAUGUUUUAGAGGAAUACAUAAAAUUAGCUGUUGAUCGUGAGGAAGUUGUGUCAGAUUGUGUAUUUCAGAGUCUACGGGCUGUUAGGAAGAGAGCAUACGUAGAAGUUGGCGGUGCACAAGCAGUGAUGGGUGAGAAGAAAAUAAAAGUGGAACACAACUCGGCAGACUUUAUUGAUAAAAAACUGUGGGAUCCAGUGUUUGAUGGUUCCCUUCCUUCUACAAGUGGUGCUAAUAAUCCAGUUGCCUUGGCAGUUGUAAGAGACAAAAAUGAACAACAUGGUGUAUACAUGCCUGAUGUAAGGACUCAGAACAAUGAUUUUGAACCAGAGUUUAAAAAAAAUGAACCCAUGGAAUUGAAAAAUGACCGGGAGAAAUGGUGUAUAGAAAAGAUGGAAUUUGUUGCUGCUGUUAUAUGUGGGAUUGAUAAGGAAGUUUUACGAGAGCAGGUUGAAUCAUGCUAUAGUGAUGCUGAUGUUGAACGAUUAAUAACAAGGUUGUUGGAAGAGCAAGAAAAUAGUGAACCAGUCAUAAAAGACCCUGAACCAGGAGUGGGUUAUGUGAACCCUCUCUCUUUAGCACGGAUUGAGCAGCCUAAUACCAGUGCCUUUCAGCUUGUAGAUAGAGCGCAUGCCAGUGUAUUUGAAGAGGGAAAUUCAAAUGAUGGCAGCACACCUGGCAGCUCUAAUGAAGGUCAGUCUGUGGCAGAAGGUGAGGAUCAGGCUAAACUUGCCUCAGACUUGGAGGACACAAUAAUGAAUCAGACAAAAACACUGUCAGAGAUGUUUGGUGAUGCAGAUCCAGACUAUUUACAAAAGAGGUGUGCUGGUAUCAAUGGUGACCCAGCACAGUUCCAGAUGUUGGUGGAUGAACUCCUCAAAAACAAAGAAUACCCCAAGAUAGAGGAAUACAACAAGCGAAAAAAACGUUUGGAAAUUCGGAAGAAGUUCAUUGAGGGCAUGUCUGUUGAGGAGUUCCUGGAGUAUUUUGAGGAUCCCGAAAAGGUAUUUAACGACACGUCUAAACCAACGAGUACAACAUACAUGGAAAAUGCUAAGGCGCAGCUGAUGCUAGAUUUAAGGUUCCAUCUCAGCAGGGAUAUUGAUACUGAACUCAGGAAACACAACUUUCAUUAUCUGCCCACACUGAGAGCAUUGCAGGAAAACUCAAAGCUGAGUCGACGUAAAACAAAACGUGCGCGGCUCGUAAAUGAGAAAGACAUGGACGACAUAUUCAUUAAGGAAUUAUGUUAUGUCCGCAUGCAAACAGAAAUUAAAGAGCAUCUUUGGAAUAAAGAAGAGGAUAAAAGAAGUGCAUUUAUUAGGGCAAAAACAAAUGAUCAGUUGAAGGAGUGUCAGUGUUGCUACGAUGAUGAAGUGUUGGCAGAUGAUAUGGACACAUGUAGUGCCCCAGGCACCGAGCACAUUUUUUGUAUUAACUGUAUCAGAAGGUUUGCAGAGGAGGAAAUAGGCCAAGGUCGAACAACUUUUCGGUGUUUGGAAGGUGACUGUAAAGCAGAAUUUUCUUUAAGUACACUUAAAAGAAUUAUGAAGCCUGCAGUUUUUUCCAAUAUCCUAGAACGGAAACAACUCGAAGAGAUAGCAGCAGCAGGCAUUGAGGACCUCGUAGCUUGUCCAUUUUGUAACUUCCAAACCAUAAUGCCCAACCAAGAGGACAAAGUAUUCAAAUGCCUCAACCCAGAAUGUAUGAAGGAUUCUUGCAGAAUGUGCAAAGAACCAAACCAUGUCCCAUUACGGUGUGAAGAAGUUGAAAAACAACAUCAGAAAGAUGCUCGAACCUAUAUGGAGAAUCGUAUGACAGAGGCAAUGGUCAGAGAAUGUUGGAAGUGCAAGAAGAGAUUCAUCAAAGAGGACGGGUGUAAUAAAAUGCGCUGUUCAUGUGGAGCAAUGAUGUGUUACAUAUGCAAGAAACAAAUUAAAGGCUAUGAUCACUUUGAAGAUAAGCCAGUUCCAACAGAUCCAAGGAAGUGUCCCCUCUGGAGCAACUCAGAAAAGAUUCAUGCAGAAGAAGUGAGGGACAUUGCAGACAAGUUGAAGCAGGAGAUGGAGCCCGGGUUAGAGCUUGUACAUAAUCCUCUAAAUGAUCUGCCUGAGGUCCCCAACCACUCAACCAAGAUAAAGGUUGGCUGCCUGCGAGUUGGAAACAUUCACAACCCUCCACCACCGGCUCACCAGCCCAGACCUCACAUAAUUCCUCCUCAUUACCAGCCAAUUCUUCAUCAGUUUCAUCGUCCAGGACGUGUGAAUGUGUAUGCAUUUGCAGUGCCGGGUCCACCUCCAGCACAUCAGCAAGGUCACCAUGGUGUAGCCACACCAGCAGUAGCUAUGCCAGAAAUGAAUGGCUACCAACACCAUCAUCACCACCACCACCACCAUCACCACCAUCACAUCCCCCACCCUCCCAGGUACCCUGAAGGUGUCCACAACCCCCAGCCCCCAGCACAGCCACAGCAAAUGAGAGAUGAUUUAUUCCAUCAAAUAAAUGAAUUCAAUGAAGUCAUGCAAGGGGUGAGAAUGAGGGAUCCUGGUGGGGAGUACCGUAGAGAAGCUCUUCCAUGGAUGCCGCAUCAGCAUCAGUACCCCCAGGCACUACAGGGUCAGCAGCAACAGCAUCCACAUCAAUUACAACACCAACCUCAUCAGCAACAGCCAUUAUAUCAACAGCAGCAGCAGCAUCAACAACAACAACAACAACAGCACCAGUUUCAACCAGAAAAUCAACUCCGUUUGAUGAAUGGUGUACCCAACCAAAAUCUCCCUCAAAUUCAUCAACAAGGCCAGCAGCUACAGCAGCAAGUGCAGCAGCCAGCUGUACCUGCACUAAACCAGCAGCCAGCUCUACCUGUACUAAACCAGCAGCCUGCUGUACCUGCACUAAACCAGCAGCCAGCUGUACCUGUACUAAACCAGCAGCCAGCUGUACCUGCACUAAACCAGCAGCCAGCUCUACCUGUACUAAACCAGCAGCCAGCUGUACCUGCACUAAACCAGCAACCAGCUGUACCUGCACUAAACCAGCAGCCAGCUGUACCUGUACUAAACCAGCAGCCAGCUGUACCUGCACUAAACCAGCAACCAGCUGGACCUGCACUAAACCAGCAACCAGCUGUACCUGCACUAAACCAGCAGCCAGCUGUACCUGCACUAAACCAGCAGCCAGAUGUACCUGUACUAAGCCAGCAGCCAGCUGAACCUGCACUAAACCAGCAGCCAGCUGUACCUGCCCCUAAACCAGCAACCAGCUGCACCUGCACUAAACCAGCAGCCAGCUGUACCUGCACUAAACCAGCAGCCAGAUGCCUGCACUAAACCAGCAGCCAGCUGU